AUGGCGUCCACGGCCGUGGAGACUCCAGCACCAGAGGUUGCUUGGAAGGCGACCGAGACAUCCUCAGAUGCCCAAGCGGAGGAGGCUCCUGGACUUCCCCGAAAGGUCUUUCGCUUCUUUGGAAAUGUGGGGCAUCGUAUAGUUGACAACAUGAGCUUCGUUGGUGAGGUUCUUGUUGAAUUCCUGGAGUUGGAUAAGCAUCCGUACCAUCGAGAGAUGGAAGACCUGAGGAAGGCACAACGGAAGAAACAGAAGACCCUGCAGCAGCAGGAGGAACAGAAACAGGCCCGCGAGGCCGCCGAGAUCGCUAGCUUGGAAGAAGCUCAGAGUGUUGACGCAGCGGAGACAGACAUUCGAUAA
This is a messenger RNA of Cladocopium goreaui, 360 nucleotides long. The record is from the annotation of a GenBank genome assembly. NCBI's taxonomy places the organism in Eukaryota, Dinophyceae, Suessiales, Symbiodiniaceae.